This is a messenger RNA of Telopea speciosissima, 1776 nucleotides long. Its product is annotated as 2-oxoisovalerate dehydrogenase subunit alpha 2, mitochondrial-like. Gene Ontology annotation, biological process: branched-chain amino acid catabolic process. Bases 43 to 1515 code for a protein of 490 amino acids. Gene Ontology annotation, molecular function: oxidoreductase activity, acting on the aldehyde or oxo group of donors, disulfide as acceptor. The transcript is spliced from 9 exons. NCBI's taxonomy places the organism in Eukaryota, Viridiplantae, Streptophyta, Magnoliopsida, Proteales, Proteaceae. The record is from RefSeq and is a predicted model, not a curated record.
UUUCUUCUUCUUCUUCUUCUACUUCUGUGUAGAUAUAAUAAUAUGGCUUUGUCGGUAAUAACAUCAGGGAAGAUCGCUCAUCAUCUCAAAGGAAAGAUGGGUUUGCUGGGAGUUCUUAUUCACAGCUCGUCCUUGUGUUCUUCCCUUCGUCAUCGUCAUCACCAUUGUUCUUCUUCAUCAUCAUCAUCAUCAUUAAUCCCUCACAAUUCUAGAAACCCAGAUGCAGUUUUUAGUGAUUCAGCACCUGGUUUCUCUAUUCGACGCUAUGAAUCCACCAAAGCUCAAAACCAACUUGAUUCACUCUUCGUUGAUCAUGACGACGAGAUUCAGGUCCUAGAUUUUCCAGGGGGAAAAGUGAUGUUAACUCCUGAGAUGAGAUUCAUAAAUGAGUCACCUGAGACUAGAAUAAAAUGCUACAGGGUUCUUGAUGACAAUGGACAGCCAAUUAUGGGCAGCAAUUUUCAGGAGGUAAGCCAGGAACUUGCUAUGAGAAUGUACAGGAACAUGGUCACUCUUCAAACGAUGGACACCAUUUUCUAUGAAGCUCAGAGGCAAGGAAGGAUCUCUUUCUAUCUCACUUCAAUUGGAGAAGAGGCCAUUAACAUUGCAUCAGCAGCUGCAUUUACAAUUGAUGACAUUGUUUUGCCUCAGUAUAGGGAACCAGGUGUUCUCCUAUGGCGUGGCUUCACUUUGCAAGAAUUCACGAACCAGUGCUUUGGGAACAAAGCUGAUUAUGGUAAAGGUCGGCAGAUGCCAAUCCAUUAUGGGUCUAACAAGCACAAUUACUUCACUGUUUCAUCCCCAAUUGCUACGCAACUUCCACAAGCUGUGGGAGCUGCUUAUUCAUUGAAAAUGGAUGGAAAAGAUGCAUGUGUGGUCACCUAUUUUGGCGAUGGAGGCACAAGCGAGGGAGAUUUCCAUGCUGCUUUAAAUUUUGCAGCAGUUCUGGAAGCACCAGUUGUUUUCAUCUGUCGCAAUAAUGGGUGGGCCAUUAGUACCCCAACAUCAGAACAAUUUAGAAGCGAUGGUAUUGUGGUUAGAGGUCAGGCUUAUGGUGUUCGUAGUAUCCGUGUAGAUGGAAAUGAUGCUCUUGCUGUUUAUAAUGCAGUUAAAGCAGCACGCAAAAUGGCAAUAAGUGAACAGAGACCGAUCUUAAUUGAGGCCCUUACGUAUCGGGCUGGGCACCACUCUACAUCUGAUGAUUCUACCAAGUAUCGCUCGGCCAAUGAAAUUGAACACUGGAAAAUAGCACGAGACCCUGUAAGUAGAUUAAAAAAAUGGGUUGAAAGGAAUGGUUGGUGGACAGAUGAAAAUGAAUUAGAGCUCCGAAGCAGCGUGAGGAAGGAGCUGUUGCAUGCAAUUCAGGUUGCAGAGAAAGCGGUAAAACCUCCACUUGCAGACUUGUUUACAGAUGUUUAUGAUUGCCCCACAUCUAGUUUAUCCGACCAAGAAAGGUUGCUCAGAGAGACAAUCAAGAGACACCCACAGGACUAUCCCCCCGAAGUUCCUGUGUAGAUAGCCCUGGUGGAAAUCUGGAUGGAUGGAGUUAUCUCCUUCAGAGAGCAUGAAGUCCUCCACAUUGCAUCUAUCUAUCUGUCAGUACACCUUUAUUAAUUAAUCAGGUGUUGCGCCCAAAUUGGGCACUUUCAGAAUUGGGAAUUAAAUGCAUAUCAUAUCUUGUGAUUAAAUGUGGCAAUGAGAAACAAGGAAAUGAAAGCUGUAAAUUGUUAAAAAUUGAUCAAUGAAAAGCUUAUACAGGAAAUCCAUUGCAAUCUU